AUGCUUCAGACGCCAACAACUGUCAAAAGAUUUGUCCUUCGACGGCGCUUGGAAGAAGAUCCGUACACGUAUCCCUACAUGAUCACCACUACUGCCAGACACACCGGCCUGUCUCGCCAAACAACAAUAUCCGACUUUUUUCAAAAAUCAUGUGCCGUAUACAUCACGACGCCGGUCGACACUCGCAGACCCGUAGGCAAGGAGCAGUUGCUUCGGACGUUUAACUAUUUUUCCAAAAGACUCGAUAUCAAAGCCGCGCUCGCAGAGAACUACGGCGACGUAGCAAUGGUGAUGAGAGAUGCAUUUCCAUGCAAAUUUCUCGCGUGUUGGUCGCCCAGAAGCCCCCACGGCGUCUCGGAGAUCCAGCAGGCUCAUCAACGCAUCUGCUCUCAGAUCGAGGCUCGACAGACCGAUGCUGCUAUCAGUCACACCAGCUCCCAGCUUCAUCCGCUCUUUAGGGCUGUUUUAAUUAUCAUUGAUCGCCUCGACGACUGUCACGCUCAGGGGGGGCAGCAGCGCCCAGGUUUGAUACAGUUGAUUCGCUCCGGGGACGACGCACAUCUCCGUAGUGGACCGAUUGAUCUGGAUCCCCUGCGAUUUACAUUUUGGGUCAGCGACGAUGGCAAUAUCCUGCGAGGCCGAUUUGAGAAUGUAAUGUUGUUGAUAAUGGAAUGGAGACGGCGCGAGGAUGAUACUACAAGGGAGGAAGAGGAUAUGGAGACGGAAAACGAGUUUUGA
Talaromyces rugulosus is the source of this 738-nucleotide messenger RNA. RefSeq lists its product as uncharacterized. Lineage: Eukaryota; Fungi; Ascomycota; Eurotiomycetes; Eurotiales; Trichocomaceae. Bases 1 to 738 code for a protein of 245 amino acids. The transcript has a single exon. The record is from RefSeq and is a predicted model, not a curated record.